AUGAGCACCUACGCCCGCCUCUCAAACGUGACAAGCACCUCGUGGCAGGAACCGGAAGACCCUGCCAGGCACCUGCGCGUUGAAGAACUAAUUGUAGAAGAGAAAGAAGCGAAGAACUGGGCGGGCAUUAUUCUAUCCGUGGUCGUCAUCGUGAUUAUCAUCAGUGCUGUGGUUUUAACGGUCUUCUUAGUUACUCCAGAUCCAGCUAUUGAAAUUGUCGGAGACAAGUUAUCUGUGGACGAUUAUGCAGAUGGUUCUUACCAGGCGUUCAAACUUGAGGUCACGUGGUCUGCAGAAGAACUAUUGCGGUCUGACUCCAUGAUGUGGCUUUCACCAGACGACAGUUACCUCGUGUACGUCGAGAAUGACGUCACUUCCGUUCCAUCUAUAAACAUGAUAGAGUUUGGAGAUUCGAGCAACGCCUAUCAUGGCCUAAAGAACUUCCGGACGUCUUACGUUACAUCAGUGACGUGGUUUAACGACGUAACGUUUGCCGUCGCAUGGCUGCAUCCCAGACAGAAUGAGUCCGUGAUCUGCGUCUGCGUUGCCAAGACCGGAUACUGUUACGACAACCUGUGGCUGACAGCGGCAACAGGUUGGAUUGACCCGGUCACCCAUCUUUUGCCGACAUCUAACGGUGAGGAGUAUUUCCUGGUGACGCCACGGCCUAACGGUGCGGGAGACAGCAUAAACAGUGUGGCCUUGGUGGACGCCAGUGUAGAUAUCACGGCGACUGGAAUUGAUGGUCGGAUGAUUUUUGUCACAGUGAAAGACGUGGAGGUUGAGCGCAUCGUUGGAUAUAGCAACCAAUCAGUUUAUUUCCUCGGCAUACCAUUAAAGAAUUCCACGCAACGCCAAUUGUAUAGCGUCUACGUCAACAAAGCCGUGCAUUCGUUCCGUCAACUGACGUGUGUCACGUGCAACGUGAAUUCGGACUGUCUGUACGUAGAUGCGGACUUCAGUCCUCACGGGCAGUAUUACGUGCUAGAGUGUUUGGGACCCGGUGUGCCUUCGUAUAGUGUAUAUGCAACCCCUGAUAGUCACGUAAAAACUCUGGAGGACAAUUGGCAGCUGCGCGCGCACUUGGAAGGGAAACUCGUGCCCUGGUACAAGUUCUUCAACAUCACGUUGCCUGACAAAUCAUAUCUUUUAGCCAAAGCGAUCAUGCCCCCAAAGUUGAAUAUUGAGGAAGACAUCAAAUACAAUGUAAUCAUAGUUCCAAACAGCGGAAUCGGACAACACACCGUUACCAGCAAGUUCGAGCUAGACUGGCUGCAAGUCCUCGUGAGCAAACGCAGCGUCAUAGUGGUUACCAUAGACACAAGUGGGUCGAGGGGUCGGGGAGAAGCGUGGCUCAAGGCUGUCCGAGGCAACCUUGGGGCCCGUGAACAAGACGAAGUACUUGCCUCUAUGAGGUACUUUCGACAACUUCAUUAUGUCAACGAAAAUAUGGGAAUUAUGGGAAAGGAUUAUGGAGGUUUUGUGAUCUUGAGGGCGACGAGUGCAGAUUUGAAUGACGUCUUUACAUGCGGGGUCGCUAUAUCACCUGUUGUCAACUUCCCGCUUAUGAAUGUUGUCUUUAACGAUAAAUACUUGGCUUCCGAAGGAUACAGCAUAUUACAGGAGCCACCGUUAUUUCAACACGUGGCCAAUAUGAAGAACCAUUCAGUUUUCCUUUUGCAUGGAAUGCUGGAUAACCGAGUCCAUUUCCAGCACACCGCUCAAUACAUCAAAGCCUUAGUUGCGGCAGGAGUAGCGCAUCGUCAACAGAUUUACCCUGACGUUCGCGAUCUCUUCGAUGUCCGCAGCAAAUCCCACGUGGUUACCAGUGUAGAAGGCUUCUAUACCCAGUGCUUAGGUCUCGAUCCGAAUGCAGACCCGGAUGUUGUGCUAGUGGAAGAGGAGGAUGACUGAGGAACGUCCGUGAUGCUCUUGUCAUUCAAAAAACGUCCUUAAUGAACAAUGACGUCAUAAUAUAUAGGGACGCUCAGACUCAUCAAUAAAAACCACGCAGGACGGAACAGUUUCAAGAAUAUUAUAUAUUCUUUAUUCUAACAAUAGGUUGUUGAAAACGGUCAAAACAUUACGAAGGUUAAAAAUAUUAUUUAAAAAUUAAACACCAGUCUACUAUCACUAAAACGCAUUUUAACUGUUGCUUUGUGAAAUGAAAAUAGGCCUGUGUGAAAACCAAUAUUUUCUGCAUUGCAAACAACGCUGGUAACCCGUACUCAUUAUUAGUGCUUAUAUUCAUUAAGUGUUAUCUAA
This is a messenger RNA of Dreissena polymorpha, 2265 nucleotides long. Its product is annotated as dipeptidyl aminopeptidase-like protein 6. The transcript is spliced from 18 exons. Gene Ontology annotation, biological process: proteolysis. Lineage: Eukaryota; Metazoa; Mollusca; Bivalvia; Myida; Dreissenidae. The record is from RefSeq and is a predicted model, not a curated record. The coding region runs from base 1 to 1914 and encodes 637 amino acids. Gene Ontology annotation, molecular function: dipeptidyl-peptidase activity; serine-type peptidase activity.